Messenger RNA from Acanthaster planci (crown-of-thorns starfish), 706 nucleotides. RefSeq lists its product as uncharacterized. NCBI's taxonomy places the organism in Eukaryota, Metazoa, Echinodermata, Asteroidea, Valvatida, Acanthasteridae. The record is from RefSeq and is a predicted model, not a curated record.
CACAGCUACUACAUGAGCAAUUACGGCCAAAACAUGGAAAACGAAGACAUUUUACCAGAAUUGUUGGCCGAUAGCGACUCCGACAUGUCGUCCUUCGAUUCCAGCGAUGCCAGCGGUAUGGGCGACGGUGAAGAUGAUUUCUCGGCAGCAGCAAAGCCCCAUUAUCGGCGAGGGUGGAGCAAAGCCGGACCUUCAUGGCGGAAACAUGGGAAGACAGCACCCGAAUUUACAGGCCACACUGAAGCAACACAUUCUGAAGAAUGGAUAGACUUCACGCCAGUACAGAUCUUCCAGUUAUUUUUCUUGCAAGUGGUGUGGGAACUCCUGGUCAGUAGGGAAGAGUGGAGAUGCCGGACAUGUGCACAAGAGCAUCCCUUGUAUGCCAGAAGAUGUACAGCAUUAUCCAGGCAAAACUAUAAAGCGCAACUGUGUUGUUUGCAGUACCAAAGCUCGGAGAAGGCAAACCCGCAUGAUUUGUAAGGUGUGUGAUAAGCCAAUGUGUGUCAUUGGAUGCUUUGAGAAAUUUUACUCCUAAGAUUCCUCAAACAGGUUGCCAAUUUUUGUUGGUUUUUAUUCCAGAAGACCAGAAAUCACAUUUUUCUCCCCCAUUUCAAUGUUGUGGUAGAAACGAGCCAGCAUGGUACAAAAAAUAGAGUAUUAUUGGCCAGUUUGGUUGGAAGUAUGUGCCAAUAUUUGUUGCGUUUAA